This is a messenger RNA of Stylophora pistillata, 708 nucleotides long. RefSeq names its product angiopoietin-related protein 7. The record is from RefSeq and is a predicted model, not a curated record. Lineage: Eukaryota; Metazoa; Cnidaria; Anthozoa; Scleractinia; Pocilloporidae.
AUGCUUGCAGCCCCGAUAGAGUGCAAAAACAAGAUGAGAGAAUCGGGAAAAUCUAUAGCUAAGAAUUGUGCUGAGCUGUACAGAUGCGGCCAAACCAUUAGUGGUAUUUAUACAAUCGACCCUGAUGGCUCAGGUGCCUUUGAUGUCUACUGCGACCAGACGACAGCCGGUGGAGGAUGGACCGUUUUACAGAAGAGGCUAGUUGACACUAUUGACUUCAACCGCACCUGGGAUGACUACAAAAAUGGCUUCGGGGAUUUUCUCAUUCGAGAAUUUUGGCUCGGACUGGACAAGAUCCAACGUUUGGCGCCAAACAAAACAGAAAACAGACUUCGCGUGGAUCUGGGAGUAAAUGCCAGCAAAACUGUUCACGCAGAGUACGAAUCGUUUGGUAUUGAGAACGAGACAGCUGUGUACAAGCUGCACAUUGGCAGUAUUUCUUCUGCGACUGUUAAAGAUUCUCUAACUCAUCAUGAUGGCUUCUCAUUUGGAACCUGGGAUAGACAUCCGGCAGUUCCUAAUUGGGCGGAAUUAGGAGGAGGCUGGUGGUAUGAAAACAGCACUUGUGCUGUUUCCUCAAAUCUCAACGGCAUCUAUCCUCAACAUGGAACUAGAAGGAAUAUCUACUGGGCAUUCUUAAGCCAACGAGCUGAUGGAGCCACUCCCACAACAUCUGAAAUUAAAAUCAGACCAGCGGACUUUUUUUAA